GGGAUCUUAAUGCGACGCCGCUUGGUGCCGGGGAAACGGGGUACUGACGGUGAACUGAAUUGUACCGGUGGACCAGAAACUCCCGCCAUUUCGACUUGGAUUAACCUCUUGAUUGAUCCGGGGUACUUCUCUGUCACACUUGCCAUACCGUUACACGAUAACAAGAGGAGCCGACACUACGGAUAAUCAACGGGAACAAUUAAUCAGAUGAAAACAAACCUGCUUCUUCAACAGAUGUGCGGUUCGUAAAGCGCGCUAGAACAGAUCUUUGCCCGCUGCUGCCACGAGUUUGAUCUCUGUGCUUUACAUCCUUUCCUGUUCAUCUGGUGGUGUGUGGGUUUAAAGUUUACCAACUACACCAAAGGGGACAGUUCCAGCUUCCUGUUCGUCUUCAUGGACGUUGUGUAAAAAAAACAGCAUGGCAGCGCUACGAGAGGAGAGAAUAAGAGUGCAAUGAGGCGGAUGGAAAGAAGCGCACUGUUAUUGUUUUGCAACGAGCUAGCCUUCCAACCGACCAGCUAAGUCAGUUAGCUGCUACACGUUGAGGUGCCGGGCCUGCCGGCGGUAACGUGAGACGUGCGGAUACAUUUCUGGACACUCGUAUAAAUGCUAAGGACAUUCUAUUGCAUAUUGUUUUGGUAGUUUGUGACUACAAGGUUUGAUUUCAGCCGCUGGGUACCGUGCCGUUUGCGUAUUCGACAUGGCACCGCUUUUAGGCCGUAAACCGUACCCACUCGUAAAGCCGCUAUCCGAGCCACCAGGCCCGGGAGAAGAGGUCUACAUCAUCGAGCACACCAAGGAGGCCUUCAGGAACAAAGAGUAUCCUUUGAAGAGAUGCUGAUGCUCAGUCUCGACAACCCGGCUCACUGUAACAUUAUAACCGCCUUUGUCAACAUGGUUAAAUCUAUGCUUACACAGCCACGCAACAAGCCUAAUAUGAGACGUCUGAUUUCACGCUACCUGACGUUUUUUCGCCAUUCAGUCGUUCCCAGCAUGUACAUAUUUAAAACUCGGUUGACAGCCUCGCUAGCUAGCCAAUCUUUCUGCUUUGCUAAUGAGCUCAUUUGAAUAAAGCUAGCUGGUUAUUACAUAUAGUUAUGUAAAGAUAAGGUGUUAUGUGAAACUUAAUACUGUUUAUGGGUAAAGCUUUGCGUACAGAGGGGCUAAUAUAUGUCCUUUCACUUUCGGCUGCUACGGCCUGGCUGUCAGAAAGCAAUGCUAAGAGAGAAGCUAGCCCGCUGCUGCUAACAUUAGGUAUCCCUUUAUGUCACAAUAGCCGUCUCCUCCUCUUCCUCAGGCUGGAGAUGGAGCUCUGCUGGAGAAAGUUAGCUGCAAAUGUUAGCACGCAGAGUACGUUUAGUAUCCCAUCUUUUGUUAUUUUAGUUUGUCAAGAAAGGACAUGUUAAUGAAUAUUUUGGGAAAACAGUUGGGUUGUUGUGAUAUUAAACCAUUUCCCCCGUGUUAUGAAGCGUGUAGAGGUUAUGACAGCUCAGAGUGUCACGCGAUGUACGUAAAAUGUCUCUUUGCUUGAAUAAUAGGAAAUAGUUACAGUAAUUUAGGGUUCAUGUAGUUGUCUGGCAUAUACCCCCAAAAACAGUCUGUUACUUUUCCCCUUCCUUCAAUAGUGGCGUGUAACUUUAAUUUUCACUCAAUGCUUUAAGCCUGAAAAGCACAGAGCAGCCAUAACAUUAUGAGCACCUCUGCAAUUUGAUUCUACUCUACUGUACUUUACAUUUCCAGCUUUGUUGACAUGGUAAAGCAGGUCAAACUGUUCUUGAAUUGAUUGUUGAAGUUAUAAAAAGUGUUGAUGGUGUAGUGGAUCACCAUGAAUUAGGUACAGUUAGGGCUGGGCGAUAUGGUAAAAAGUUUAUCACAAUAUAUUUUUUUCAUAUCAGUCGAUAACAAUAUAUCAUGGUAUAAAAAAUGUAAUUUAACAGUCUUUUGCAAUACAAUGAGCUGCUGCAUCUGUGAGGCCUUUGUGUCUCUUUGUCGUAAGGGGUUGCACUAAAGAAAGCAGACUGAAUGGCAGGCUGUUUUUGGUGUUAAGUGCUAUGGUUGCGUGUAGCUGCAGUCUGCUAUUACACAGUUGUUUGCUAUUUGGUUCGAAUUCAGAACAUGAUUGGUUCAGCGUGACGCGGACCCGAAAAAACUCCCCUUUUCUUGGCUGUUCGCAUAGUCUACCAAAACAUAGCAAAAUGCCGGGUAUUAAAAAACAUAUUGACCAUGUUUUAUAUUGAUAUUGAGGGAAAUUAAUUUUCGAUAUAUAAUUUUAUCGUUUUAUCGCCCAUCCCUAGGUACAGUAAAGAGUACAGAGUCAAGAGUAUGGACUUAUACAGGCUACCCCCCACCCUAUGCACAAAUUUGUGUCUAUUCUUCACCUAAGAACUGUUAUUAAGACAUAUUUAUCAAUGUGGUGAAAACCUGUCUCUAUGUUGGUAUUUAUCUUAAAGUUUUUCCUCCAAAUCUAACAUUGCCUUAAUUAAGUGUAUUUACUUACUGUAAAAGACCUUAAAUUCUUUUCCCCAGCAAGAUUUUGUCAACUCCACAUUUAUUUCAAAUAUUGUUUUAUGGCUCUUUUAUGUUUUUGUGCCUUGGUGUGUGACAACGCAUAUAUUUUAAAAUGUGAAAAGUCUGCUGUGUGUGCUGGGUUUCCUUAGGCUUAGUCAUUCUGGAUUAUUUGUAUAAUGUCAUCGGUGACAGUAUAUCAUGAAUAAUGGAACAUAAAUGAGAACGCAAGUGACUAAACAAGGGGUGAAUAUAUCGAUGGGCCUUAUGGUUUCCUUGACACAAUAUCUUCAGAGAGUAUGAGGCUCGCAUACAGAGGUAUGCUGAGCGCAUCUGGACCUGCAAGAGCACUGGAAGCAACCAGCUUACACACAAAGAAGCCUGGGAGGAGGAACAAGAAGUCACAGAACUGUUAGUAUUUUAUUGACAACCUUUGGAUGCUUCAGUAGUUUCAUCUAACUCGUAAAAUAAUAGCCUACUUUCCAUACAGAUUUUGCAUGAUCUGCUGUCUCAGUUUAUCUAAAAAGCAGUUGUGCCUUCUAGUAAGAUGUCCUGUAAAUCUCUUGGUAGUCAACCUAUAAAUACCACCUUUAGUUCUGUAGAUGCUUUGGUCCAAGGAUACAGAUUAGCUUCUCUAACAGGAGCUCUGUAGUAUCUAGGAAGAGCCAUACUCGUCCAAUGAAGGUCAUGAGGCUUGCUGUAUUGCCCUGAUUGGUUAAGUCUAGUGCUCCUCCUCUUCUAUUUAGAGGGUGUGUGAUUGAGUCAUCCUUGAAUCUGCAAUGGCCUGUUGAGAGUUCCUUUAUCUUCCUCUGAAAUAAAAGGAGAGCAUGCCCCCAAAUAUAUCAAGAAUAUUCCAGCUUGUCCCUUGCUGUGCAAAGAUCACAAACUGGUUUUCUCAAUACUUUUUCAAGUACCAUAAGCAAAAAGAAGCUGUGUUUUUAUUUGUUUGUCCCAAAGAGAUGGCAAUGCAAUGCUCAGCUGCCCAGAGGACUACACACACGGGAUCAUGGGCUGUAGUUAAGCUCUAUCUAAUUAUAUCUGCCAAGAGAUUGUACUCCCCCUGCUGGUAACUCUCGUGCCUCCCUUAGCCUGUUAUGUAAUGCUCAGGCUUAGUGAAGAAUUGACGAAAGACAUGACAUUGCCAAAGACACAAUACCAUGAAUAGAGAGCAUCACACCCAUGAACUAAUUUAAUCUCUUAUACCGGAAGGGCUGUGGUUUUUCAUCAUGGUUUUAAAUACUGUGGUAAUUUAAAACAAUGGAAAAUAAUAUGUGAAUGUUAACCAAAUUCUACCUUUAAACUGAGACUAUCUGUAUAAAAAUGUCAAUCAGUCUAACUCUUGGGCAUUUUCUUUAUGCAGACUUCAAGAGGAGUAUCCUCAGUGGUUCGAGAAGCCGGUCCUCGAGAUGGUCCACCACAACACAGUGUCUUUAGACAAACUGGUUGAAAUGGCCUGGGUAGAAAUCCUUACCAAGUAUGCUGUCAGUGAAGAGUGUGACUUCCUGGUCAGUAUGAUUUCUUUUUUUUUAAAGAUAUAUUUCUAAAUCUAGUUUUUAUAUUCUGUGUUUUCUAAUUUCAUAUUUAGAUCAUGUGAUGAUGUUUGACAAGAGCCUCUAUGUGUACGUGUGUUUUUAGUUGAAAGGAGCUGCCAACAGCCUCACUGCUGUCGCAAUUACGAGGCCUAUUUGUGUAUAAAAUAAGCUGCAGUCUUGAGUCCCUGUUAACAAAAGCAAUAGCUAACAGUUGUCUCAUAUGACUGAUCCUUCUGCAGAUUGAUUGUGCACUAGGCAUGUGCCAAUAUAAAAAAUAAGAUAUCACGAUAUUGGUGGCCCAAAAUAUCACGAUUCACGAUGUUAUCACGAUAUUAGCGCAUUGCUUUUAACGUUAUUAAAAAUGGCAAAAAACUGCGAAAUCACUUCUCUGUCCACAGCAUGACACGCACAAACAAUAUGAGCAAGAGGCAGCUAACGCAACGUUGUGAGCAUUAGCUUUUUGGAGCUAAAGUUAGCAGAAAGUCACUAACGUUGUCAAUAAUAAGCAGUAGAGUAGACCAAACUUGUUGCGGUCAUGUUGUUUUUUCCAGCAUCGUUUGGGCGAACGAUGCUGGAUGGUGUUCAUGGAGGUGGGCACGUAGGUUUGAAGAGUUAGACAACGGCGCUGCAACUUCCUUGCGGCAUAACCUGCAGAUAAGUGUCAGGUUUACCUGCUCCGUCUGUUUUGUGAAGCCGUAAAAUGUCCAUACUGCCAAGGAAAUCUUUUUAAUAGCUGAGGCGUUUCGUCAUUCUCAUUCUCCGACUGUUCUUGGUCCGGCUGCAUCGUUAUGUUGGUUGGAAGUUUGAACGUGUGCGUCAACUUUUUUUUUCUUCUUCAAACUGUUUCCGGUUCACAGAGUGGACACGCUCCAACUGUGCUUUGGGUGGCCACAAUGCAUUGUGGGUGGCCACGCAUUUUGUUUUUAAAUUUCUUCAUUUUCUCUCUUAAUGUUCCCGUUUUUGUUCGGCUGGCAUUAAUGUACUUAAUUCAAGAGUUUGUCGAUUAUAAUUGUGGAACGAUAAUUACAGUACCCUACGAUUUCAUCAUCGUGGCCGUUUAAUAUCACAUAUCGCGAUUAAAUCGUAUAUCGGCACAUCCCUAUUGUGCACUUGGUGGGUGUGGGCGGGGUCAGGAUAUCACAUUUAGAAGAAGACAGAUUACUUUUCUUCUUUCUUGGUAGUUUUAGCCAAACCUUUGCCUCAAUGCUGUUGCACUGGUUUUGAGCAAGUGCUGCCGCCACAUCCAAGGAAAACCGUGUCAGACUCUGAUGACGCCCGUAAGCGGGGCCUCCUCAUCCAAAUAAUGUUGGAAAAACUUAGUUUACAUCCACCAGAAACAACGUCAUGGUCUUGUGGCAUGUUGACGUCAUCAUAUCCACUAGUGCUUACCAUAGUAAACUAACAUUUGCAGUAACUUAUCCAAUUUGUAAUAAGCGCUUGUGUCUUUUGAGAUAUUCAUGAGACCUUUUCACCUCAGUUGGGCAAGGGUAAAACUUUGCGGGUGAAGGUGGUGAAGAUCCACCCCCUGGAGAACCCAGAGGGAGAGACGGGGGAGAAGAAGCUCGAAGGUGCCUGUGAUUCUCCAUCCAGUGACAAGGAGAAUGCAAGUCAGGAGAACCAAAGGAAGGAACCUGCCCCCCGAGAGGAGGAAAACAGGAGGGAGAGUCUCAGUGCGUCCGCUGCAUUAACAUUUAAAGCACAUUGGAAAUCUAUCCAAAUACACUUUGCCUUUAUUUCCCACUUAUGGUUUUGUCGAACUUUUUAUCAGGUGACAGAGCGCGGCGUUCUCCUCGGAAACUUCCUACAGCCAUGAAGGAAGAGAAGAAAAAAUGGGUGAUGCCAAAAUUCCUCCCUCAUAAGUACGAUGUGAAGCUCAUUAGUGAGGACAAGGUUAGUGCGCCUUUGUAUUUUUGUCAUGAAUUUAAAAAACCCGUAUGAUUUUGUGUGAUCAAGGACACAGACACUAUGACAUUUAAUUUACAUCUUCAGGUGAUCAGUGAUGUCCCAGCAGACAGCCUGUACAGAACAGAGCGCCCACCAACAAAGGAGAUCAUGCGUUACUUCAUCAGACAUUAUGCUCUGAGGCUUGGCAUGGGGGAGAGCGCCCCCUGGGUGGUUGAAGAUGAACUGGUGAAAAAGUUUAACCUUCCCAGCAAAUUCAGUGACUUUCUUCUGGAUCCACACAAGGUAAACACCUUGAUGUAGUUUCUUGAGUGUUAUUUUAGAGGAAACGUUGCCUUUUUAUGUUGGUUCUUACACUUUUGUUUGACUUCAGUUCUUGGCAGAGAACCCCUCAGCGAAGCGUAAGAGCCUGACAUCUCCAGAAGGUAAACCGAGCAAGAAGCUGAAAACCUCGGACACGCCAGGGGAGGAUUCAGGAAAUGAGAAGGGAGAGAAGAAAAGGAAAAAGAAGAAGGACUCUCUCAGCAUGCCCCUCAGCCCAACUAUCUGGGGCCACAUGCAGGUUAGCUUGCCAGUAUUAACGUUAACUUUCCUCAGUUAGAAUGAAACUCUGUGUUUUUGUUUUACCUUAAUGUUGAAGCUUAGGUUAAAGAGCUUGUGUUGUCUGUAUUUUAGAAAAUAAAGAUGAAUGGUUCCCCGCUCAAAGUCAAGAACCCAGGUACUCCAAAGAAAGGGGAAGGCAAAAGCUCUUCUCCCUCAACCCCCAAAUCAGGCAAGAAGUCUGGGGAGAAGAAAGAAGGGAAGAAAAGUGGGAAAAGCAGCGAUAAGAAGCUCAACAUCCUCAAAGCCUCGAAGAAAGACGGCAAAGCUGGUCCUAAAACACCGAAGAUGAAGCAGAUGACUCUGCUUCAUCUGGCUAAGAGCGCUCCUGCUGGAAGCCCCAAGAAGAGGUCUCGAAGUUCCAGUCUGGGAAGCCCUAAACUCGGAAAGCCACUGCAUCCUAUGGCUUUGCACCUUCUCCGUUAUUAUAAGGAGCACAAAGGCAAAGAGGAGAAGAAGACCACCCUUUCCUUUCUCGUCUCCAAGGCUGCAAAGACCCUGUCCCCUGAUGAUCGAGGCCGACUACCCGAGGAGCUGCGGGACCUGGUACAGAAACGCUGGGAGCUACUGGAGCAGAAGAAGCGUUGGGCAGCCAUGAGUGAAGAGGAAAAGCAGGUAGAGACGAAGAGAAGACGACUGGAACUCAAAAAGAAACUGCGAGAAAAGGCUAAAGAGAAGCGCGAGAAAGAGCUGCUGGUCCGCCUCGAAAAAUCCCGCAGAUACGAAGACCAGGAGAUUGAAGGUGGCAAGAACCUGCCAGCAUUCAAGCUCGUAGACAUGCCUGAGGGGCUGCCCAACACCUUGUUUGGUGAUGUAGCGAUGGUGGUAGACUUUCUUCACUGCUAUUCAGGACUGCUGAUGCCAGAAGACCAGUAUCCCAUCACAGCCGUGGCUCUGAUGGAAGCACUGGCUGGGGAGCGCUCAGGCUUUCUUUACCUAAACCGAGUGCUGGUGGUUCUGCUGCAGACACUGCUACAAGAUGAGCUCGCAGAAGGCUACAGUGAGCUCGACAUGCCCUUAUCCGAGAUCCCUCUCACCAUGCACUCAGUGUCAGAGCUGGCAAGGUUAUGCCUGCGACCGUGCGACGCUCAUGGCGAGGACAGCGGUCAAGGCUCAGAGGACUCCGCACCGGUCGGCAACUUCGAUGACGUGGUGACCAGCGAGUUCUUGGAAAAACUUGAGACAAUCGAGGUGUUUGAGUUGAGCCCUGAAGAGAAGGUCAACCUGCUGGUAGCUCUGUGCCAUCGCAUUCUCAUGACGUAUUCGGUCGAAGACCACGUCGACGCCAAGCAGAAGCGCUCGGCUGAGCUGUGGAAAGAGCGCCUGGCGAUGAUGAAAGAGGUCAAUGACCGCAAGAGAGAGGAAAGGAAGAAGCGAAAGGAGGAGGGCAAAGGUAUACAAGUUUUUUAAAAGGGCUUUUUUCUUGAGUAACACGUGAAAAUAUGAACAUUUUUGAUUAUCUGUUGUCUAAAUACAAGAAGAAGAAAAAAUAAUUCAGCAUUACAAAUAUGUCUAUUUUUGUCUUGUUUCAAAGGUGAGAAAAAGAGAGAGGGGUCAGCAAAAAAGGAGGGCAAAAAAGAAGCCAAAAUAGAGCCCAAGGUGGAGCCGGAGCCGGAGCCUGAAGACAUGAUCACCUCCGUGAAGAACAGGAGGCUGAUGGCCAUGCAGGCGAAAAAGGAGAAAGAGGAAAUGGACAGACAGAAUAAAGGUGGAUAGAGAGCGCCAGGCGGAUUCAUGAAUCACCCGACAAGUAAGAAGUCAGAGUUUCUCGCUCAUUAUUUAUAAUCAUUGAAUUCCAUCUUUUGUAGAGCGCAUGGAGAGGGAGGCAGAAGAGGAGCGGAUACGUAGACAGAGAGCCGCAACAGAAAGGGCCUUCCAGGACGGCAUCACCAAAGCCAGACUUGUCAUGCGCAGGUCUCCCCUGGGAACAGACAGGAAUCACAACAGGUGGGUUAACUAGUUAGUGAGGUGCUUGGUAAUUGUGUGGGAUUCAUUCUCAAAGAAAACUACUACAACUCUCAGCAGUCUGCAUAGAUCUACGACCUUCUUUCUAAUGUCUACUUGAGGAGUGUCUUGGUAAUAAUCAUGGUUGCUCGAUGUGUUUUUUCCCCUUCAGAUACUGGGUGUUUUCUGAUGUGGUUCCUGGUCUGUACAUUGAGAAGGGCUGGGUGCAUGAAGGCAUUGAUUACAGCUUCACUCCACCCCCUGAGGAAAAACCAACUGAGCCUGAAGUGGAGGAAGAAGAGGAUGUUGUUUCAUCUGCUACUCAGGAUUCACAAGGUAAACGCACAUUUAAUCCUUAUUUUAGUGCGUGUGUGUUGACAAAUAAAUAUAGGCUUCAAUGUCAGCAAUUGACAAAUACUUAAGCGAUUUUUCGACUAAUCAAAAGUUCCAAAUUUUUCAUGAUAUUGUAGGAGCUGAAAAGGAUGAUUGCAGCAUAGAUGGUGCUGUUAGUGAAGGAGCCCAGCAGGGAGCAGCAGCUGACAUCUGUAUAGAAACGACUGUCCCCAAACAGGGACAGAACCUCUGGUGAGAGCUCUUAUUCUGACUUUUUCCUUAAUUCUGCCUUUUUAUUUGUACUUAAACACAAUCUCAUAUCUGUAAUUUUCUGCCUCUCUCUUUAUGUAGGUUCAUAUGUGACAAUCCUCUUGAGCUGGAGGAGCUGGUGGAAAGUCUUCACUCUCAGGGGGCUCGAGAGAGUGAACUGAAGGCAAACAUACAAAGCAGGUGUGUUUAUCCUCACAAUAUAUGGUGACUUUAAUGAUGAGAAACUUUUUAUAGCAGCUCUCACAGGUCUGUUGAGACAGUUGAAGAAGUUUACUGUGACAUCUUUGUCUUUAUUUAGUCAAAGCAGCAGCAAACAUCUAUGUUAUGGGAAGUUUUAGACUGUAAGUUGAAAAUAACCAGGAUAUGUGUGCAGUGGGAGAAAAAAUCGAAUCACAAAAGUAGCAUGAUUUUUUUGGUUUACAAUUUUGAAAUCGUUUUUUUUUUGUUUUGUUUUGUUUUGUUUAAAAAAAAAAAAUAUAUAUAUAUAUAUAUAUAUAUAUAUUUUUUUUUUUUUUUUCAAAUUUAAGAAUAAAGGUCCUUACACACCAGGAGUGAUUUUUUUUCGUGCGAUUAUUUCGGACAUCAAAAUUUAAAUCUCAAAAACUGACUUACAUGUGAUGUGUAUUUUUUCUGGGACAUAUGGUUUCUGAAUUAGUCAGUAGACAAUCAUAAUCCUUCAGCUAUUUCACUGGUGUUAAAAAUGCAGACUAAAAUUCGAGAAAAUCGACAAUAUCGUAAACUCACAAUUGAAAUUGAAUCAGCCUCCAAAAAAUCGUAGAAGAAGCAAAUCAGGAGAAAAGAAAAUAUCAUCCCAGCCCUAGUAAAAGCGCCAUAGAACUUAAGAUCAGCAGAAUCCAGAGCAGAGAGUGUGAGACCAGAACGGAGUAAAGCUGAAACCAAAGGCAAAGCUGUCCCUUUUUCCCUCAACAGAUACCAGGACAUCAUGCACUCUAUCCAUCUGACCCGAAAGGCCAAACUGGGCCUCAGGACCUGCGAUGGCUAUGCAGAGCUGCUCAAUUACCUGCGCAGUGACAUCCAGGAGGUAGCCUCACGACUCCAGAAGGGCGGCCUGGGAUACUUGGAUGACAACGUAGACAUUGAAGAGCAGGUAAUAAUACAUUCAGUAUUUGUUGGCCUGAAAUCCCUACAAUAAAGGGUGGGAUUAGGUUAUUCUACAUCCAGCAUCUCUGAAACUAUUCUUUCAUUCACAGCUGAAAGACAUGGAGAGCUUGAAAGAGUUCGGGGAGUGCAUCAUCACCAUUCAGGCCUGCGUGAUCAAAAAGUUCCUGCAGGGAUUCAUGGCUCCGAAACAGAAAAAGAAGAGAAGGCAGGGAGGGGAAGAAAGCAGCAAGGCUGAAGAGGUGGACGAGGAGAAGAGGCUGGCAGAAGACGCCAGGGUAAGAAAAGACGAAUUCUGUGUGUCACAACCAUCCCUGUUACGAUGUCGCUGUGAUUAGCACGAUUUUUUUUACUCAUCAAUGAUUUUCUUUUAACGGCAGUGAAAUAAAUCUCAGAUGUCUGCUUGUUUAAACGAGUCUGGUCUUUCCUUUUGUAGGUGGCAACAGCCGUGGAAAAGUGGAAGACCGCUAUCCGCGAGGCUCAGACCUUUUCCCGCAUGCAUGUCCUGCUGGGGAUGUUGGACGCUUGCAUCAAGUGGGACAUGUCCGCCGAGAACGCUCGUUGCAAAGUCUGUCGCAGGAAAGGUAAGCACUUGACGUACAUUGUAAAUAAAACGUGCAACACAGAAACUAUCACGCCAUCACGCCAGUACCCUUUGAGAAAUUAUAUUAAACAGUCACUAUAACAGUCAGUCCUGUGUAUCGCAUAUGUAUUUGACCUUGAAGCUUCCCCUUUGACCAGAGUAGUGCUGCUCUGCUAACAGUCUUUGCCCCCCCCCCAUCAGUGCUCAGGCAGAGCCCAUCUGUGUUGAAGCUGACGGAGUGUAGGACCAGAUCCAGACAGGGCAGCAGGGACAGACUCAGAGCAGGACAGACUAGUAGUGUCAGGCAGGUCUACAUUCAGAGCUGGCAGUGCCGCAAGCCAACAGGUGAACCUGUAGUGAUAAGAGAAGCAGCUUUGUUCUAAGUGAAUGAAUGAUGAUGAUCAUGAAUAACCCUUUGAGGAUCAAUUAAGUUCUUGUAUCUUGAAUGUGACGUGCAGGGAAGAACAAAUGCGUGGAUGUACUCAACAGAAUUAGAGUAAAAACCUUAAUAUUGCUCAGUUUAACUGUUUGUUUAAACCUUCCAGGUGAUGAUGAGAAACUUAUCCUCUGUGAUGAGUGCAACAAGGCCUUCCACCUGUUCUGCCUGCGACCAGCUUUGUAUCGUAUUCCUGCUGGAGAGUGGCUGUGCCCCGCCUGCCAGCCCACUGUGGCCAGAAGAGGCUCCCGUUCAAGGUAACUGUCGGCCUCGUGUUUGUUUUGUUACAGUGAGGGCUAUUUUGAUGAUUAAGAUAUUUAGAAUAACUGUUAAAUAUAUGUACAGUCACACAUUCUCCUUAAAAUCACUAGUUAUGUUAUGCAGGGUGUUUUUUUUCCUAUUUUUAACCAUUUAACAAAACCUUAAAAGUUCUGUCUUUGUCUUUGCUGACACAAGUUUUAAUCACGAAAAUCUUCUUAUAGGAAUUACAACCAAGACACAGAUGAAGAAGAGGACGAAGAGGAGUCUGAAGAAGAGGAGUCUGAGGAAGAUGAAGACGAUGAGGAAGAUAACGAUUACAAGGCCAUGGGACACAGCUGUGAGUGUCAGCAAAGGACUAAUAAAUCACAGAUAUUUCACUCCUGUUGGGGGCUUUAGCACACAUCAGUCAGCAGAUCAUUAAAACACAUGGUACAUUUUUCUGUCCAUCCAGGUUUUUAUCAAUAUUGUUUCAGCAACAGCUCAAAAGUUAGCAUACUGCUAACCAAGGGUAUAUUUUUAAUGUUGGGCACACAUCUGAUGACAUAUCUGUUAGUUCAAGAUAUUUUAACAAGUGUUAUCAGAGAUUAGACCCACCCAAAUCACCACCUGUGGGGUUUCUCUAACAUCGCUGUUAUCCAGUACUAAAUGAAAAUGGACCCAAGCAGGUUUAUGGGGAGGAAGACAUGGAAGACAUCAGACUAGUGAUGAGUGAAACUAAGAACAACAAAAAGAGAAAAUGUGUUAAUACAACAUGUGGAAAAGAGGUUUUCAUUGGCUUACAUUCAUUCACAGGGAACAACCAUUAGUCUGUACUUGAUGCAGGGAGGCUCCAGAAGAGAUCAGUCGACAAUCCCAUAAUCCAAUGGUUCUCAAGUCCAGUCCUCGAGGCCCACUGUCCUGCAUGUUUUGGAUGUUUCCCUGCUCCAACACACCUGAUUCAAAUGAUCAGCUCGUUAUCAAGCUCUGUAAUGGCUUAAUAACGAGCUGAUCAUUUGAAUCAGGUGUGUUGGAGCAGGGAAACAUCCAAAACAUGCAAGACAGUGGGCCUCGAGGACUGGACUUGAGAACCACUGCCAUAAACAUUGAAAUGUCCUCACAACCCGUGUAAAAUAUACACAGCAGCACUUGUGGUUGUUGUUUUUUAUAAAUAUAACAUGUUCAUUAUAUAUCUUUAUAUACGAUUUUGUCUAGAUAAAGACAAAAUAUAAGACUAUCAACCCCAGUAUCAUCAGUGCUAUGGGUAAAAACAGUUAACAUCUUGUUGCUGGGUUUUUAAUUGAAAACUAAUGCACAAAAAAGACAAAUAACGUUUUAUAAAUAAAUUAAAAAAUAUGAUUUAAUUUGGUAGCUAGUUUGAAAAAGAGGCCUCAUUGGUAUUUGCAGGGUAUAUGCAGGGUCUUAAAAAGUCCUGAAACAUCUAAAAUGGAAUAAUUUGAAUUAAAGGCCUUUUUAAAUGUCUAAAAUUCUCUCAAAAUGUCAUAAAAUGUCUCAAAUACUAUUUAAAAGGUCUUAAAAUUAUAUUAAAUCUACUUAGAAAUAAUAAGUAGAUAAAGUGUCAUAGGGAUAAAGAUUGAUUUGAAGUCAUGUCAAAUCUUCUUUUGUACUUUUGUUGCCAGUAUAGAUGUAGACUUGAUCUUAAGUUGUAUUCGUUACGGUCUUAAAACACUCUUAAAAAGUCUUAAUCGACUUGUUGAAACCUGCAGAAACCCUGUAUUUCUAAAGCCGGGAAUGAGAAGAAUGCUGAGGGUGAAUUUCGUCCCCUGCCUUUUCUCAGUCUCCAUUGUCUGCGUGUUGUCAUGUCGUGAGCUUAGGUCUGGACCUUUAGCUUUGAAGCUCAGCCUCACUCUGGUUUCACUCAGAGUAUGUGGCAGGAUGAUCCCUCUCUGUCGGUUCAAGCUGCUUGUCAAGGAUAACGUUGUAGAAAGUUACAUACAGCGGUGCCAAAGAGUUGAAGAGAGGAACACAGUUCACAAAGUCAACUUCCCUCAGGGGGCACAAAGUGACGCUUUCUCUCAGUUGACUACUUUCUUUUUUUUAAGAGUGCACUUAUCAGCGCUGGUUCAAACAAUGACUUCCUGACAAACUUUUUUUUGUUUUUGUCUUUAAGUACUUACACCACCUUUCACUGAGGCUGCUUUCUUAUUGUUGUUUCUUGUUGUCUUGAUCACCUCUCAUUAUUUCUUAACAGUGAGACCAAGGAAGAAGAACAAGCAGUCUUCAUCGCGACAAAAAAGUUCUAAAAGUAAACCCAAAAAGACAUCGUCUUCAAGCAGUCAGAGCAGCAAACAGAGAACCGGCCCCAGCAGCCCUGCAGACAUCGAUGAACUGGUGAGAAACCACCGAGGCGCUCGUAUAGAAAAGAGAGACAUGCUGUUUCUUCAGAGUAUCUUUAAAGAAUAUGAUACUGAAAGCAAUAAACAUAGGAGGGCUUUUGUAUUCAAAACUAAAACAGUGCGGUGUCUUAGUUUUGUUUAUACUCAUUGCUGUCUUGUUGUUUCUUUCUGUAGGUGCGACAGAGUUCACAAACAGGAGUGCGCAGGCAGGUACUGGAGCUGGAGAGGUGUGAAGAAAUCCUCAAGAAGCUGAUGAAAUUCCGCUACAGCUGGCCUUUCAGGUGAACUACGGACAAACUUAACAUAGUUGACUCAAACGUUACCUUACACUUUAUUAAUCAUUCUGUAGCCAACUAGUUGGAGUACUUCGAUGCAUUGUGAUCAAUAUAGCAAGAGGAGGCUAACAGAGGGACUUACUCUAAGUCCCCUAGAGUAAAAAAUCAGGGCAGGUGCAAAGACAAAAAUACUGUCUUGUAUGUGUCAAGGAUUAAAGGGAUAUUCCGGCAUAAAAUUAAGUUAGAGUCAAACACACCGUAACACCGAGUUAGACACCCCAUUGAGAGAUGAAUGUUGCCGACUGCUUGCUUCUCUGGUUAUACCAACUUUAGUAACGACUGCAUGAUAGCAAUACACAGCAGUCUCAGGAGCCAUGUGCUCAACCAAAACGCCACUCUAUAGCCACAAAUAAUGUUCAAAACAACACCUAACUUCAUCAACAGUACAUAUAUGGUCCAAGCGACCAGACAUCUUUGUAAUUUGCCUGAUUUAUUUAGCAAAGAGACUAAAUACAACUCACCCACUCUCUUCCAGCAGCCGCUUGUUUGUACAGUGGCCUCAGAUAAGUCCAUUGACUGCAGUGGGGUGACACAGCUCAAGGAAGAACAUUUAUGAUCAUUUCUUUAUCAUUUCCUUGAAGUAAUAAUCAUCAUAUUAAUUAUUUUGCACUGCAGACGCGGUAGUUCUUCUGCCUUAGAGUCUCUGUCUGAUUGCAUUUCCAUGAAGAAAUGAUCUUAAAUGUUCUUCCUUGAGCUGUGUCACCCCACUGUAGUCCGUGAUGGACUCGAGGUCUCGCUACAAACAAGCGGCUGCUUGAAGAGAGUAGGUGAGUUGUGUUUAGUCUCUUUGCUAAAGAAAUUAGGCAAAGUUAAAUAGAUGUUUGGUCACUUGGACCCUGUAUGUACUGUUGAUGAAGUUAGGUGCUGUUCUGAGCAUUAUUUGUGGCUAAAGAGUGGCGUUUUGGUUGAGCGUGUGGUUCCUGAGACCGCUGUGUAUUGCUAUCGUGCGGUCGUUACUAAAGUUGGCAUAACUAGGGAAGCAAACGGUCGGCAACAUUCAUCUCUUAAUGGGGUGUCUAACUCUACGGUGUGUUUUACCCUAACUUAAUUUUACGAAUAUACCUUUAAGUCCAAGAUCUAUCACGAUCAACAAGCUAUACUCUAGUCCACCACCCUGACCUCGUGUUCUGCUUUCUCUACAGGGAGCCUGUGUCACUCGAUGAAGCCGAGGACUACCUGGACAUCAUUUCCCAGCCGAUGGAUUUCCAAACGAUGCUGGGAAAAUUCAGCCAGGGCUCGUACCGUCAUGCUCAGGAUUUCCUCGAAGACGUGAAACUGGUCUUCUCCAACGCCGAGGAGUACAACCAGCAGGGCAGCACCGUGCUCUCCUGCAUGGUCAAAACAGAGCAGUCAUUCACCGAGCUGCUCCAAAAGCUGCUGCCCGGCCUUAGCUACCUCCGCCGGCGUUCACGCAAACGCGUCUGCCAACAACCUGCAACAUCUGAGGAGGAGGAGGAUGAAGACGAGGAGGAAGCAGAGGAGGAGGAGGAAGAGGAAGAAGAAGAAGAGGAGGAGGAACCGAAGAAAAAGAUGCAGAACGGAAAAUCAAGCGGGAAGAGAGCAAGGAACAGUCGGGGUCGGAAGGAAGAGGAGAGCGAGAGUGAGGAGGAGGAAGAGGAGGAAGAAGAGGAAGAGGAUGACGGCAGAAGGAGAAGUAAGCGCUCCUCUGCCACAUCCGGUAAGAAAGAUUACAGGGAGCAGGAUAGCGAUGGCGAGCGGGACACACGCAGAACUCGUCAGAGGGGGGGCCGGGGCGACGUGAGCAGCGAUGAGGAGCGGUCCAGCCGGCAGCGACAUUCCAAGAGACAGAAACGCUGAUGAAUCCCGGGUGCUUUUUUUUUUUUUUGGUUUCCACUCUGUCCUCUCUCUUUGCUUUAAAACUUUUGUCCCGCUCUUCCACAAAACGAUCAAGAGGCCUCCUCCUCCUCCUCCUCCUCCUCUUCUCUCAGACAGCGGGACUUAAUCCUCAGAAGGACUUUUUUUUGUGUUUUUGAACUUUUGUGUUCAUAUUUUGAAAAAUGACUUAAGAAAACUGAUUUAUAUUUGUAACAUGUUUAAUAUCGGUGUUUCUUUUUCUCAGCAAAGAAAAAUCGAAAUAACGGAGAGGUCCUUGUAGCUCUUGAGUUUUUUUGAUUCGAAUUUCAGUUCCAGAUUGACGACAUGCAAACACAUACCCACAUUCAAGUGUAGUUUAACUUAAAAAUGUUGUUCUGUGAACUUCUUUGUACUCAAAACACACGUGCGGUGUAACCCGAGGCCCGUCAGCGUACAGCAGUCACUUGUCUUUCAGGAUGUCUAGCUGUAGAAAGUUCCAACCAAACCUCUGUUACAUGUCACUGUGUUUUAGAUAACUUUUAGUACUUGUGGUGUCCAUGAAGCCAAAACUCUCUGGGAAGUCUGUCUUGGCGUUUAAAACAGCACUGUUCGCUGAAAAUGUUCCUGUCACCUGUAAAUCUCUUCUUUCUACUCAUUUUGACACCAAAACUAUCUCAAGUGCAAGUUUAUAGACAAACAGGAUAGGAUUUUAAUAGUCGUAGUUUUUUUUCUUCUUGUUUUUACAGUCCGGUUUCAGAUGUCUUGCUGAAAUCUGGAUCAAGACACAUGUAAUCUUCUCACUAACACACAAGUUUCAUCUCAGCUCUUGCUGCCAAGAUGUUUUUAAAAACUAGGGCCCAAAAACUUUGGAGUCUCUCUCUCUCUUGGUGUGUGUGUAGCUGACCAGCCUCUCCUCCUCUGUAGUGCCCUGCCACUUUAAAAGAACCGGUACCUCAGUGCUCUGUCAGUUUGCACUCCUCCUGUGUAAAAUGCACCUAUUAUGCCAGCAGCUACAGGACCAUACUUUAUUAAGAUUAUGUGCAUAAACAUUUGUAAACAGUGUUUAAAACAACAAAUGUGAUGUUUGUUAAGAAAAUGGGCAUUUUUGAAUAUUUGGUAUUUUUUGCACAUUUUAUUUGGUAUUGUAAAUGACAACUUGUUAGUCAAUCUUAAUCACAUCCAAUAAAUUGAAAAGGUUCAACCAGGGCUCUUUCUUCGAAUCACUCUUGAAGAAAUGUACGUUCUACAUUAGUCACAGCAGAAACGAUGACAUUUGUAACUUCAACACUUGUGAAACGGUCCAAGUGUGGAAGUGCGGUGACGGUUUCCCUGCCUGUCCUGGUUUUAGACACCAGGUGGUGCUCUCUCCCUGUACUUUGAAGACUUUAAUCCCAGCAGUUUCCUUGUAAAUGGGUGAACGCACUGUUAGCUGAACCUGAUCUGCACUCUUCUGUGCACUCACCUGGCUGAUCUUCAGGAGACAGUAGAGCUUUAGUAGUGCAGGUUUUGAGGGUCUUAUAUUUGUCAAAACCUCUGGUGUCAGGAAAACUGCUGCAAAAAUUUAAAAAGAUUAAAAUUUUGGAAACAUUUUUGAACAUUUAACAAAACUUUUUUUGUGUGCAGAAGUUCCUAAAGUUUGGGGCAAGGUUGCUAGCCAUAUAUAUCUCUUUCUACUCUGAUGAAGCAGUGGUCAGUUUUCCCUCCUCUGUACUGUGCUGUGCUGUUCUGUGUGCUCGUGCUGUUAUCGAAUCCUUACAGACUUCAUCUGUCUGCUGAUUGUUUUCCACUCUUUUUGUCUAAAUUCGGCUUUUUUCCCGAUAUGAUUGCGAAUUGAGAAAAUCACUCUUAAAAUUGUUUGACAUUUUGAUGAACCGACGAAGAUGGACUGCCCUGCUCAAGUUGAAUCUGAUUGUAAAUGCUUUCUUUGUUCUUGGAGGAACUACAAAAUUACAAAAAAAAAAAGAAAUAAAACAUCUUUUACAAUUCCUUUUUUUAUAUAUAUAUUUAUAGUCUCUAAAGCUGGGUUUGGGCAGGUUCAGAGAAUUUACAUGUAAAGAAUUUCCAAUAAAGGCUAUGGACAAAAACUGCAGUUCUCCAUGUUUUUUUGUGUGAGGCUGAUGAGCAUUUCUAGGUCAGACAGACACAAAUCACUGCCAUCUGUGUAAAACUUAGUGCUGAGACAAUGAAACGGAGGAAAGCAAGAUUGUUGUGGCUGUUGACUGAUGUUUUAUUUUGCGUUUUUAAUAAAAUAUCAGUUUUCUUAUGUUCUGGUGUGGAGUUGUUUAUGAGAAUUACCUGUAUGUGCUUAUAAAGAGGCAAAAUAUGAUUUAAAAAAAAGGACAAUUUGAACUCACGUUUGCUGCUCUUAGGAUUCAAGUUAAUAGCAUCAAAUACUGAAUUAAAAUACUGGCAGGAAAAGAUACUGAAAUCAGCCAGUCAUUACAGUAAAUAAAGAUGAAUGCAUGUGUGUCAAUUUUGGGCUCCUGUAGAAACAUGAAUACUAAAAGUUGAGGAGUUUCUCUGCGGUGAGGAGGUUACAGUAUAGAAACACUGGAUGUGAACUUAAUACCAUUUAUGUGUCCAGACUGCUUCUUCAUGUGAUUUUCCAGUUCAGUUAUCAAUUAAAUGAUUUUAUUCCCCCAACUUUAUAUGUAGAACAUUUUGAAUAUAUGGUGGCCGAGAACCGCCACUGCUGCAGAAAAAAUAAUUAAAAAAAAAAAAAGCCACGACAGAAGUUACCAAUGCAAAAAAAAGAAACUGAAGCCCACAGCAAAUAAAAACAGAAACGGUGCAGAUUUAAAAAAAAAAAAAAAAAAAGCCACAAUGGAAGACGCAAAAAAAAAGAAGAAAAAAAAAGGUUACUUACUGUGAAAAUAAAAGGAUGCAAGUAAAAAAAGCCACAGCGGAAGUGAGCUACCAGGAAAAACCGAGGGCUUUGCGUACUUAUUUCUAUAAGUAAAACAACCGAACUGUAAAGCUAGCAAACUCUCUUCACGUGGGUGGUCUUUCGGGGCGUAGUGGGUUUUCCCGGUGAAGUGCCGGUGUCAAUGCUAACACUACACCGGCGUCCUCCAGUUCAACUUCAUAUUGACUCAGGCGCAACAUGGCCAAAUGACACAUUGAAAAGUACACGAAGCAAAAUUAAACAAUAACCUUUCCACUUACUUCUUUGCUCUUCUUCUUGCCGUCGUCGUCUGUGGCUAGAACGUAAAACACUGGUGCAUCAUCAUUAUUGGUCCUAGGCAGCUCACUUCUGUUGUAGCUUUUUUUUUUCACUUCCUUUCAUUUUCACAGUAACUUUUUUUCCUUUUUUUUUUUUUUCAUCGCCCUUUUUUUCUUCGUUAACUUACAUUGUGGCUUUAUUUUUUAUCUGCAACAUUUCUUUUUCUAUUUGCAGUGGUUUUUUUUUUUUUUUUUUCAUCAGUAACUUUUGUUGUGGCUUUUUUUUAUUUUUUAAAUUUAAUUUAAUUUAAUUUGGCAGUGGCGGUUCUUAGCCACCGUACAGACUGCUGCUUCAUGUGACCUCCCAGUUCAGUUAUCACAUAAAAUGCUGAUCCUAUAUCCAAACGCAGGAGUGCAUUCAUGAUGCAUAGAGCAAAGAAAGUAGAAGGAGGACACCCGGCUCUGAUGAAAUAUCUUUUGGGUGCUGACAACCUCUGAGCCAUCUGUAACUUGGCAACAGGUGUAGAGGCUAAGACGGAUCUGAGGAAAGGUCAGAGAAGUGAAAAGUCACUGGAAACGUAGCACUUGAUUAGAGGCACUUUGCUUCUCAGUGACAGCUGCUCGCAGCUCUUGUAAACCUAAAACGAUGUUUCACUUUAUGUUUCAAUGUCAUUCAUUCAAUUUAAGAUGCUCCCCUAUCAAAAGGAUCAGGUCCAUGAUCUUCACCAGAAGAAAGAAGGUAAUGGCAGAUUGAGGACAUUAUGAGCCACAGGCCCUGAGGCAUUGGAGGGAAAUCUUAGCUUUUUGUCUGUUUGGUUGUUUUUCCGAGUCUCGCUGCUGACUGAAUCUAUGUGACAGCCAGAUUAGGUGGCUGACUGUUUUGGGAAAUGGAGCCAAAAACAAUUGAACAUAGCUAUAGAACUAAUAUGAUCUCUGCAUAAUUUGAGUGAACUUCUCAUGAACUUGCUCCUGGGAGGAUUAGCCUCUUUAGCUUUCAAGAAUUUGUAGUUGAAUAAAAUACAAUGGAGUCAUGAUGUAUUAAUGUUGUUGGAUCUAUCGGAGCCUUUCCAAACUCAUGACACAUGAAGUAUUGUUCAUUCCUCACACGGUGCGUCCUACGCACUGAAACAUGCAUUAAUCACGCAGCUUUUACUCCCUGUUGAGGUAAGAAAAAAAAAGUAUCUCUUCAUGCCGUCCCUGAAUUUUUACUCAAGUAGCAGCACUAACUUUAGACAAAUGUUGAGGCUAAGUUAAAACACAGAUUGUAAAAGAAUUCUGCCUGAUUGAUUACUUAAUGUUCAUUUUUCACCGCCUUGGCUCAUGUUAAACUUUCAGACAUGCUAGUGCUGCUCAAGACAGAAUAGACCUCUAAAUGAUGGUGAGCAUUAUACAGCUCAAAAUAAGCACGCUAACCUGAUCAUUAGCAUUUCUUUUUAUGCAUAUAAGAUCAGAAGAACCUCAUAUAGAUGUAGUAUGAGCAAUAUCAAAGCCUUUACUGCUGCUUCUGAUUUAUGUGAUAUGCAGCUGGGAUAGUCAAGUUCCAGCUCAUUGUUUGGCUGUCAGGUGUGUUUAGCCAAAUUUAAUGUUAUCUUACCUGCCUGAUGAUGAUGUCAUUUUGAUAUGGAGAGUGUCAAAGAGGUCAAGACCUGUAACGUUGUCCUUUCAAAAGGUUUUUUUCCCCCUCAUAGUGUAAAGUAUAUACAGUUAAUAACUUUUUUUUCAACAUGGGGACAAACAGCGCAUGGAAAAUUACAGACCAGCGUCACUUUUUAAAAUUUUCAAAAAUUUUCAAAAAGUUAUUAGUGACAUUAUUGAAUCUGUUCAUCUGUAAAAAUCAUUUACUGAGUAAAAACCAGCACAGAUUUUGGGAAAACACAACUGCAACUUAUGCAGUAAUGCAAAUGGUGGAGGAAAUAGCAAAUGCAAAAGGAAAUACUGUGUUUUACUGGUUUGUACGUUGACUUGCAGAAAGCUUUUAAUACAGCAGAUAAGAGACAGGUAUUGAAAAGAUAGAGAGGUAUGGGGUAAGAGGUGUCGCUUAUUCCUCAAUGAAAAGCAACUUAGAAAAUGGACAGUAAUGUGAAAACUCUUAGGAUACAGUGUCAGAGUUCAAGAAGAUUGCUGUGGAGUACCCCACAGCCAUCAAUGAUUGGUCCUUAACUCUUUAUACUUUGCAUCAAUGAUAUGUGCAGUGUUACAAAACAUUUUCAUAUAUGAUGUUUGCAGAUGAUACAAAAUUAUUUUGCUUUGGUGAAAAUUGAAAAGAAUUUUUUUUGUGUGUUGUUUAAAGUGAGUCGGAAAUCCUGAAAACUUUGUUUAAUGUUAAUAAGUUGUCUCUUUGACAGAACUCAAUUUAAUUUGGGGAGGAACAGAAGGAAACUGGUGGGAAUAUAAUGUUAAAUUUGUAAUAGCAACUUUGAAAGAGUUUUGGGGCUGAAUUUUUUGAGCUGUAAUUGAUUUUAUGUUAACAUGGAAACAACAACACAAAUCUAUGAUUUACAAGUGUUUGUAAAUUUAUGGUACAAAAAGCUGAAAAAGGUCAUAAUAGGAGAUGUACCUCUGUUGUUCGAGUUAAAUUAUGGAACGAUGCAAAUAUAAAAUUGAAAUCCUGUUAUUGACUUUUUUUUUUUUUUUUUAAAGGUUCAAAGAGCAGGUUUUGUUGCUUAUGAGAGUUAAUGGUUCACCUGUUGUUGUUGUCUUUGCACUCUAAGGGUGAGUAGCUUAAUUUGGUAAGAUAUACAGGGCCAAGAUAAAUAUUUUUCUUCUGCCUCUACAUGCCAAGUCACUACUUUAUACACCGCUGCUGUCUUUGUCUAUGGACUGUGGAAUCUGAUUGUAUUUGCAUGACAACUUCAUAAAAUAUGACUACUACUAUUUCUACUACAAUUUCUGUCAGCUGGUUAACAUAAUCAUUCCAUAGCAUGUAAGUGUAUGCAUUUACCUCUCCUGAAUAAUUUAGACAUAUAAAGUAAUUAGGUCUAUUACUGUCUCCAGGAGUCUGACUUGACAGGUUAAAGAGGAGCAGGCGGCGCUCUCGCUCUCAAACAAGCAAACACUGUCCAUGUGCACGCUAAUCUUUGAACCCUGAG
Xyrichtys novacula (pearly razorfish) is the source of this 22219-nucleotide messenger RNA. Lineage: Eukaryota; Metazoa; Chordata; Actinopteri; Labriformes; Labridae. The record is from the annotation of a GenBank genome assembly.